Sipha flava (yellow sugarcane aphid) is the source of this 3648-nucleotide messenger RNA. RefSeq lists its product as uncharacterized. The record is from RefSeq and is a predicted model, not a curated record. The transcript has 4 exons. The coding region runs from base 317 to 700 and encodes 127 amino acids. NCBI's taxonomy places the organism in Eukaryota, Metazoa, Arthropoda, Insecta, Hemiptera, Aphididae.
UAUAAGUAUAUAUUAUAAAUACCAAAUAAAGUCAGUGACGGAUAUUGUUGCCGUCUGCACGCAGAUUUGCUGCCUCUUCAUACAUUUUUCAAGUAAGCUAUUUUUUUAUUGACUAACCUGAAAUUUAGUUUGUAAGAGAGAAAAAUGGCUGAACGUAAAGAAUAUGAAGAAGAUGAACGUAAAGUGUUAGAAAUCGCUUGUAAAAAAAAGGAGAAAGUCAGAUGUUUGUUGUCCAAUAUAAAGGAAAAAUUCAAGCAAAUAGUAGCUGAUAGUAAGUUAUUAACACAACCGUUUCCUAGAGAUUAUUUUCAGGUCAAUGAGAAGUUCGGCGUUUUACCGAAAAGAAACACGGUCUGAAGCUAAAAAUUUACGUUUGAAUUUGAAGUUGGAACAAGAAAAGAGCCUGUUAGGUCUACAACAAGUCAAUUAUUUUGUUGAUCAAGGCAUAAUACCUAAAUUGAAAGUCAAGGGAAUUUUAGAAGACAAAUUUGUAAAAACAUUGGUAAACCGCGAAUCGCAUCGAAGCAUAUUCCGUGGUUUAUUGGACGAAUUAUUGUCUAAAACGCAUCCGAAACAACAGCAACAGAAAUCGUCGAUCACAAAUAUGGAAGCCGACGUGCUUCAAAAACCGAACGAAACCGAAAUGUUUCUCAUCAGAGUGAAUAAAAUAUACUCUCCCCGGCAAUUCAACGCGCCAUAGACAAAUUAAGAAACCGUGUGAAUUUCAAAAAAAAUAUAACAACGACUAUCGAAAACAUACGUCAAGAAAAACUCACGAGUUUUGCUACCGACGACGAUCCCACGUUGAAGAACUAUAAGGAAUCUUCUAACCUGCCUGACGAACAAACGAUUUCGAUGGAAGAUAAAUUUGAAGCGUACAUGCGCGUCAUAGACAAGAUGGAUAACUCGAUAUCGGCUUUUAACGAAAUGGUUGUUCAUCUGAGAGAACGGAAAAUGAGUGUGAUACGCGAUUAUAAAUAUUUCAACUUGGACGUUGCAUUGAUAAACCAUGAACUGACGAUCCAAAAAUAAUGACCCCGUCAGAUUUUCCUGUUCAGCUGUUAGAGGAAGCCUUUACUGUAAGAAAAGAGUUUGUAUUUUAGCGUCGAAUCGCGUGUUUUGCAUAGUUCUAGUAAAUUAUUCUUAGAUGUACACACGUCAUGGAACUGUACUCUGGAAAAUACUAAUUAUUCAACCCACAAAUGUCAUUAAUUUUAUUAUUGUUAUUAUUAUUAUUAUUAUUACUAUCAUUAUGAUUAUAGUAAUUGUUAGUAUUAUUUCACUAUAAACAAUUGCAUAUUGAUAAAAAUAAUUAUAAUACUAAUAAUAAACCGUCCGGAAAGUCGACGCACAUUUUGCGCUGUGGGAAGACAUGUUGAAAAAACCCACUGGCUGACUCACGUUCAAUUAAUAACUGCGGGUACCUACUAAUAAAGUGUUUUGACAUAAUUUCGAUUUUCCUUAUAAUUAUUUUAAGAUAUUUAAUCAGACCCUACAGAUUAAUUUAAUUAAAAUACGUGAAUGAACUUAAAUCGAAUACAAUAUUUAACUAGGUUUUCUGUUGUCUAGUCAGCACUUGAUGUAACCCGUCGAAAAAUUGAAGAGCCCACAGGAUCGAAAAAAGGUUAUUUGUUUUUCGUAAUUUUCAAAUUCAUCAAUUAAUUUUAUUUAAAUUUAACUAGUUGUACAACUUAAUAUGACAUAAGAAACAAAAGACAUAAUCGAUGGUUCUUUUAAAUAAUAUUACAAAUAUUAUAGAGAAUGUACACUAUUAUUUUUUAGUCCGUUUACAUAUACAUUUGAUCUAGAACAGCGUCUCUCAUCCUUUUUUUCAUUCACAUAACUUCUUGACCUCUUGCCAUUGUAUUAUGUACCCCCAAUGGUCAAUUCGUCAAUUUUAACAUAAGAUUAAUAAGAAAUUACAUUAGAUCAGUUUUGCUGUGGCAAUAAAUAAAUCACAAGGUCGAAACUCGAAAAUUACAGCGAUCGAUGUAAGAAAAGAUUGUUAUGCACGUGGACAAUUUUAUGUGGCAUGCUCCAGAGUCAGUACGCACACAAGUUUAGUUAUUUUGGCACCAAAAGGUAAUACAUCAAAUGUAGUUUAUACAGAAGUUUUAUAGUAAAAUUGUUAUUUUUUAUUAUAUACCUAUUAAAGUUUUGUGGGUACACACGUUAUACAAUAUAUGAUAAAAGUACGUAUGUAUCGAUUUCAUAUCAUAGUCGACACAGCAGCACAGCUCCUUCUCCUUGAUUUCUCUAUGGACGUCGACAACUUAAAAAGUCUUAAAAAGUUUGAUUCCUCAGCAAGUUCCACUCAAAGGAGUUCAACACUCACAAUUUCUUUUCCGAGCAAUGCCGAACAAUUCAGUUGAUAUAUAUAGUCUAAUGGAAUAGGGUUUCACACGCAACGUAGUUUUUAUGGAUCCAGUUUUACUAUAGGUUGACUACGGAAUGUCUGAUAAUGAUCCAUCGCUGACACUUAAGGAGCUAGAGUUGAUCUUGCUGACAAAUAAUUCAUUACCUUGGCGUCCAUUAACUAUUUAUUAAUUUUAUUAUUAAUUGGCUAUCAUUUGUCGAACACGCGUGCAUCAUAUCGGCUGAUGCCAAGAAAAGUGCUGUUGCCUUAAACAAGCUGAUAUCAAAUGUCGAUAUCCCGUCUUAACAUAGACUUGAAUGACUCAUGGUUGUAGUCCAUAAUGGGCUACUCUGCGGAGCUCAAGUGUGGGAAAAUGGUUUAAGCAAAACCAAGAAAUUAAAGAGGCUCCUAUUACAGGCAUAGAUUGCGCUACCCUUAGAGUAGCACGGUGUUAUCGAAUAUUGUCGGACAUGGCAGUCCUAGUUCUGGCAUGGAUGCCGCCAGAUUUUCUCCUCAUACUUGAUCGAAGAAAAAUUUGCUAGUUGAGAAAUAUGUUAAUCGUAUGCAAAUUGACGGAACGCCAAGUGAUACUCAGACAAUGGCAGUAAGUUUGGGAAACAACAACAAAGAUAUUAUGAACUAUACGGCUAAUCCUGGAUCUGAUUAAGUGGUGGUAUCGAGGUCCUAAAAACAUCAGCUUUCAUGUAACGCAGGCCAUUACUGGACAUAGCUGCUUCUAAAAAUAUCUAUGGUUCAAGGCCAGAGCAGAGGCGUUCUCAUGUGUUCACUUCGAGGCACCUAUCGAUACCGUAGAACACACUUUCGAUUGUCCAUUUGGGGUGACUCAAGAGCUGAGCUGGCGUCAUCGAUUGGCAGAAAACCGCAUCCAGUUGAUGUACCCGAUAUUCUUUACCUACCAUUAACGGAAGGACUACUGAAUGAUCCAGUAUUGUGGCAGAGCUACAUACAAUAAGAAGCGCUUUUGCGCCGUGGUAGAAAUCAUGGGGCAAAAAGAGCUCUCAGAGUGCAAAAGCCAAAAUGCAAACCAAAACCAGCGAGACUGACUGUGCAGUUGCAAUUUAAAAUUCAUUAGUUUAGCUGUUGGUUGAUGGUCGCAAAAUGUAUAAUCUUUUAUUAUCAAAAUUUAAUGUACAUUUGUCCGUCGAUAAACGAAGUGUUUAAGGAGGCAGCCAUGGUAUGUCAUAUUUUCCUAUCUGUUCAUAAUACAAAUCAGAAUAAAGGCAGCUAUAUUAUAAAAACGUUGAAAAAAAAAUUAAUGCAAUUUCAAAGUU